AUGUCUUCAGUAUCUACGGAAAAGAGCUGUUGGAAGGACUCAGCUGAAGAGGAGCGCCUGUUGCGGGCAGAAAAAGCGGAGUUGCAAUGUACAGAAGACGUGUCGAAACGGACGAGAAGAAAGGGAAGACAGUGGCACGUCUGGGGAUUGUGUGCGAGUAACACGGUCUUUGCGGCCAUCUCACUCUUGCUGGCUAUGGCACAAUACCGACGAGAGGAAUGCUCGGAUCCAUCAAUCACAAUCUACUCUCCGGCGAAGGAGGCGGUCACAUAUGUCCAACAUCGCUACGAAGCUGCACUCGCGAACAAGACUGCCUACAUGGGAUUCCCCGAUGACGAGAUGGACCAACGCUGGCUCGACCUCUACGAUUUCGGCAUCUCAGCCAUUUCCAAAGCAGAAGCCCAACAACUCGCCGACCCAACCAUCGCCAUCCCCGGAACAACAGACAAAUAUCUCGUCCAACUGGAAGUUUUCCACAAUCUCCACUGCUUGAACGAUCUCCGCAAACUCCUCUAUCCCGAACGUUAUCACAUGUUAGAGAAAGCCACCCUAAAAAACGGCACCAUCGAUCGCAACAGUUUCGGUUUUCGCCAUUGGGAUCAUUGCAUAGAUUCCUUGCGUCAAGCACUCAUGUGUAAUGCCGAUAUUUCUCCUACUUCUUUUCACGUCAAUAUUCCUUUUAGUCGCGGUUUCUUCCCCCGCCUCACAACCACGCACACCUGCAAAGACUACUCUCGCAUCCAAGAAUGGGGCCACGCACACCAAGCUCCACCCCACAAUUUCAUGAUCAACGACACGGAAACUCUGCAGCAAAUCAUCGACGAGUCCGGUUUUGAUCACUCUCCAGAAGAAAACGUCCAAGGCCUGUAUUGGAUGUUUCCCGGAGAUUUGUUUUUUAAAUAUUGGAGAGAACAUCCGUUUGAGGGCGAGAGGGAGAGGAAACAGUUGUUUCCUAGUUUUAGGCAUACUUUUUUGGAUUAG
Molecule: messenger RNA, 981 nt
Organism: Sphaerulina musiva SO2202
Lineage: Eukaryota; Fungi; Ascomycota; Dothideomycetes; Mycosphaerellales; Mycosphaerellaceae
Exons: 4
Coding region: 1-981 (326 amino acids)
Biological process (GO): mycotoxin biosynthetic process
Source: RefSeq, a predicted model, not a curated record